UACACAGAAGCUGGUUUGUCAGGCGCCAAUAAAAACGACGACGAAGAAGAGAAUCGUCACAUCCGGUUACGCGGAGUUUUAAGUACCCAGCGCCAAAAAAACAGUUUGGUUAGACAGACAGCAAAGCAGUUUCUGAUGUGUACGACAGUGGAUACUGGAGAAAUUAUCAUCCUCAGUGAUGAUGAUGAUGAUGAUGAUGGACAUGAGGAACCCUCAGUCCUCAUUGUAGAAGUGCAGGAUUUGAAGAAGAAUGAUGUUGUGUUACCUCAAGGUCCUCUGGAUGAAGACCUGGUGGUUACCUUCUCCCGCCGCGCUGAGGUGCUGCCUCAUGCACGUUAUGACUGCCCCAUACACCCUUUCAUGGCUACAGAUCAUGAGGUCAGUGGUCCUGUGGCCAGUAACCAGCUCAUUUGUGAUCAGUGCUUCUGCUACAUCUGCGACAAGCUGGCGUCUUUGUGUGUUGUGUGGUGUCAGGGUGGCGUGUGUCACUGCAACAGCCACAAAAGGAGCGACUUCUGGAACAACAUCCGAAACGGAGCAUUGCUAGGAUGGCUGAAGACUUUCAACCUCUCUCUGUCUGAAGUAGACCAUCACCUCCGACUUGCGGACACGAUGCUGCGGAGCUUCAGACAAGAACUCUCUCAACUGUUUUCCUCCUUCCUGAUGGGAAAGAUGCCUCAGGAAUAUGGUCUGGACCUACCAAACAACCAGUGUGUCAUCUAUGAUUACAGACCCGUGUAUGAGUUUGUGUCUUCGUUCUUGGACAAAGCAGAUAAGCAGGGUGGCAGAGCUGCUGCCAUCAUGAGACUUGGAGCUGCUGAAUACUUUAGUCAACAUUUUAGAGUCCCAGGGACCUUAGUAGCUCCCAUGGCAGAUGUUGCUGAUGCCAAAGUGGCCUUACUGCAGAGAGUUGUAGUAUCAGUGCAGAGACAGAUGGUGAUGGGUGAUCUGACUUCAGAGUUUGCUCAAAAACUGCAGGCUUUUUACAAGACAUUUAAUUUCCACGCUGAGCUGAAGAGCAUGAGGAACAGCCUUUGUAUUCGUCCCUGGGAUGACAUCCUACUCAUGUCUGUGCUGAAGGGGCAAAACGUGUCGGGCGUUCGUAAAGACAAAGGCAAGAAAGACAUCCUAAUCGAACAGUUUGCUGUGAUUCUUCUGAGAACAGAACUACUACAGCGCCAGCGCAGGUACAGAGAGUUGCAUCGCUACCUGCGAGUCGUCCUGGUUGAAGGACACAAACUUGGCUUGCAGCAGCUUAAAGACCUCAUCCCUUUCUUCAAGUGCAUGGAUAGAGACUUGAUGUCAGCUGUGCACAGUUUGUUCCCCUCACUGAAUGGCCCCGCCUCCCGUCUGUCGACCUCUACGUAUCAUCAGGAUUUGGACUGA
Monopterus albus (swamp eel) is the source of this 1386-nucleotide messenger RNA. RefSeq lists its product as uncharacterized. The transcript has 12 exons. The coding region runs from base 136 to 1386 and encodes 416 amino acids. The record is from RefSeq and is a predicted model, not a curated record. Lineage: Eukaryota; Metazoa; Chordata; Actinopteri; Synbranchiformes; Synbranchidae.